Messenger RNA from Hylaeus anthracinus, 7201 nucleotides. RefSeq lists its product as uncharacterized. The record is from RefSeq and is a predicted model, not a curated record. Lineage: Eukaryota; Metazoa; Arthropoda; Insecta; Hymenoptera; Colletidae. Gene Ontology annotation, cellular component: postsynaptic membrane; cell surface; synapse. Gene Ontology annotation, biological process: chemical synaptic transmission; synaptic vesicle endocytosis; modulation of chemical synaptic transmission. The coding region runs from base 1743 to 6257 and encodes 1504 amino acids. Gene Ontology annotation, molecular function: signaling receptor activity; neurexin family protein binding. The transcript is spliced from 14 exons.
CUCGCGAGAUCCAUCGAGGCGAAACUGAGUCCGCCAACGCGAUAUAUUCGUGACUCGACGAUCGAGCGUUUAUGCGUUUGGGUUCUGAAGGAACCUGAAAGUAGGUCGAAAGAAAGUAACUUCGUUGUCAGACAAUGUUUGCGAUCGUUGGGGAAAGACUGGCUGGUGUAAACGUGUUUCUAGUUGUUUGAAGUUUCAAAUCCCUUGUGAUUGGUUCGUGCGUCUCUGAGACUCGAGGCGAUACGAGCAGAGAAAAGUUAUCAAUGAUCGUUCAUUUCUGACGAUGAUAAAAUAGGAUCUAGAGAGUGUUACAACCUAUUCCUGCCCCAUUCCAGGCCGAAGUCGGUGGGUGAAACGUUCAAAGGCCAUAAAAGUGCCAUAAAUCGCAAUGUAGAAAAUCUUCCACGUUGGAGGAGGAACUGAACACGCUCUGGCCGCGAACGCGCGUCUAAAGUUUACCAACAGGAGCCAACGUUCUAUUUGGGUCGGAAAUAGAGUGCACGCACCGUUCUUUCUCCCCUCUCUCCGCGUACGUGCGUUCACCCUUGUUCGAACCAAGAAUAUCGUUGGAGGACAGCGGCAGAGGGUCCCCUUCGUCUUUUAAUCACCAUCAGGCCCGGUCAACGUUGCGCGAAACCGAAACCUCCGCGGUUUCGAGGCCUGUCAACUAUAUUUAUAGCUUGUGCGAUUGAAACCUGCGAACGUGAAACUGGAGAGGUCGACAGUGAACUCUCCGUUUCAUUUGGCGGUUAGAACGCGCGUAGAACUAUCGUGGAGGGUCAAGAUCUUGGUUGGCUUUCUCUAGGGCUGAUUAUAGGCCUACGAAAGUGAUAGAAUGGUGAAUAAAAAAUGGAAAUCUAAGUGACUAGUGCAAGAUUGCGAUUUUAUAGUUGGUUGGAUAUUGAAGAGAAUCGUGUGAAUGUUUGAAGCCUGGAAGAUUUAUGAGGACUCGAUGUCGGAGAAUACAUUUCGAUGCUCUUCGUCCGUUAGGUUCGUUGAUAUAGCGAUGGGCAUAUUUGGUGCAAUCAAUUCCGUGGGUGGUCGAUGAACUGGUGACGAGGGAUUAAUCAGGGAACUAUGAGGGAUCAGUGAGAACUAAUCAAGGACAAUCGCGUUAGUGGUGGAUAGUUCCAGUUGCAGCCAGUGUUAAGUGUCUCCGACGCAGACUGACGAAAGCAGUUGGACAGAGGAAAAUUUGGAUUUUAAUUAUUUGGAUUCGUGUGUCGUGGCAACUGACAGACAAACUGACUGAAAACAGAAGAAUAGAAGAUAAUCUCUUCGAGUUUACCUCGAGAAAAUCAUACCCUGGGUCAACAUCCCGAAGAAUCGAGAAAGGACCGUGACAAUGCGUAAUCGCGAGCGCCUGGGCAUCGAUCCCUGCCAGUUCAACGUCGACCAGGAAGCAGUCGUCGAAAAUGUGAGCCACGCGCGCACGUGGUGCCAAAACUGACUUGGAACGAUCUUGGCACGCCUCGAGGAAGAUCGUGCGCCCCUACGAGCGAGCCGACCGUCGAAAUAGCGUCGUCCGUGAAACCUCUGGCCCUCCGAGCGAAUAUAGGGCGGGGGAGGGACCUUCCUCUUGCAUCCGGUGCAAGAACGGAAGACGCAGCAAACCGUUGAAAAAUUAUUUUUACCACGACGGGGUUUUUCGAACGCGCGUGACUCCGUCCAGCCUCGAGCCCGAAGGUGUUCCGCGAGAGAAAUUCAUUGCCACGCUUUCCGCCCGUCGAACGGCCAAACAAAUGUCGAGGAUGCUGCGAUUGGAGCUGGUCGGGUUCGUGCUGCUGGCCUGCACCCAGAUACUCACCGAGCACCGCGACCUCCACCAAUCCAGGAACCAAUAUGGCUACCAAUCGAGGUACCACGAGUCUCAGGAACGCGUCACCAAGGACGUGCGGAUGAAGUACGGUCGUCUGCGUGGCACGGUGGUGCAGCCGCGGACCAAUCACAACCUCCAGGCCGUGGACGUCUUUCUGGGAGUACCCUACGCGGAGCCUCCCGUUCGAUCCUUAAGAUUCUCCCCGCCAAGAUCACCGGAACCUUGGCGUGGCGUACGGCAAUCGCUGGAAUUCGCCCCCGUGUGCCCGCAAGUGGCGCCGAAGCUGCGGGACGAGGUGAAGCCGGUCCGCUACGAGUACUUGGAGAAGCUGUUGCCUUACCUCAAGAACCAAAGCGAGGACUGCCUCUACCUGAACAUCUACGCGCCCCAUCAGUCCGAAGGUCAGAAGUCUUUUCGAAAGUACCCUGUGAUCGUGUUCAUCCACGGGGAGAGCUUCGAAUGGAACAGCGGCAAUCCCUAUGACGGUACUAUAUUGGCAGCUUAUGGCAAAGUCGUCUUCGUCACUAUCAACUUUCGCUUAGGCAUCCUGGGUUUCUUGAGGCCCGGUAUCAGAGACGACACCACCAGCAAUUUCGGUCUCCUGGAUCAAAUAGCCGCCCUCCUCUGGCUCAAAGAGAACAUCGCCGAGUUCGGCGGCGAUCCGAACAGCAUUACGUUGCUCGGCCACGGUACCGGCGCCAUUUUUGCUAAUCUGCUGCUUAUCAGCCCUGUGGCUAAUAAGAAAGGUCUGUUCAAGAGGGCCAUUCUGAUGUCUGGAUCAGCCCUGAGCGCAGACGCCAUUGGGAAGGCGCCCCUGCAGAUCACCAAGCAGGUUGCGCACGCUUUGAACUGUCCCACCAACACCGACAGCGACCUGGCGCUUUGUUUGCGAGACCAAGACGUGAGCACGUUGCUGGACGUGAAGAUUCACAAGCCCAAAUACGUGCCAGCAUUCGCGCCGCUGAUCGACAACGCUGUCAUCCCGGACAAGCCUUUGAAUUUAAUGAAAAACUCCCAAUUGUUCGGCAGGUUCGACCUGAUGUAUGGUGUCACAGAAUCGGAGAAGUUUCACAUCCUACCGCCGGUUGCUCUGGUGCACGGGUUACUGGACGGCCAGAGGGACGAGGUUUUGAGAGAUCAUGCUAAGGCAACGCACGAACUGGAACCAGAACUCGUUCUAUCGAAGAUUCUGGAACAAUACGGCGACUUCUCGACUGGAUUUACGAACGAAUACACGACGAAGAAUCGAGAUCUGGUCCUGGAGGUGCUCUCCGACAGCGGGACCGUGGCGCCAUUAAUAAUGACCGCGAAUUUACAUUCAAGGGCGAACCCGAAGAGCUACAUGUACGUUUUCUCGCAUCCGAAGGCGAUGCAGGACUACUCUGGCCAACAACGGCAGCACACGGUGCACGGCGAGGAGCUGCCCUAUGUACUGGGUGUGCCACUCGACGGGAACAAGUACGAUCUGCGUCGGCAAUACAACAUCGGGGAGGCUCUCUUUUCGGAGGCCAUCAUGACUUGGUGGUCCAGCUUCGCCUACGUGGGGAAUCCUAACGUUGUGAACCGCUACCCAUAUCUGACUGACGGGCUGAAGGAAUGGCGCCAGUACGCGAUCGAAUGGCCAGAGUACGACCCGCUGAAUCAGACCUACCUGAACCUCACGAUACCACCGACAGCAGGCUCGCGCUACCGCUCGACUGAGAUGCAGUUUUGGAACGAGGACCUACCUAACAUGCUCCGUCAUCCGAACAAAGACAUUCCUCUGCCGAUUCGACCGAAGGGGCCGCGACCGGAGAUUCUUGACAUAGCUGACGGGAUUGGAAAGUACGCGAAUGCGAGCACCAACAAGGCCUACGAGACCCAAGGCAUCAGGUACUCAGGACGUGACCACCAUCUACUGGCAUCCCAGACAACGGAGCCCAGUGAGGAUGGAGCGACGACUCCAGAUUUCUCCAGCCCUCGACCAGAGGAAGGAACCAUCCCCCCAUCGACCACGCCAAAGAGUUCUUCGGUGAUUACCAUGCUGACAGGGUUCGGCGUGGUGUUCCUUCUCAUCAACUUCACGGCAUUCCUCUACCUGUACUGCAGAAAGCAGGAGGCGAAGGACAAAGAGGUCGGUCUGAAGAGACGGGUCAGCCAGAAAGACGACUCGAGGCGCGCGAAGUCGGAGAAAUACGAGAACCACUACGGCGAGCUGGGCUACAAAAGCGACAGCAAGCCGGACCUCAACGACGUGAUAAAGAACGACAAAGCGUACGACAACAACUCCAACUUCGGACGACGCUCGAAACUGUCCAGACAGAACUCGGGUUCUACGAUAGACACUCACAUCAAAGUUAGAGAGUGGAUACAACAGGAGAUCGUGCACAGGUGUUCGCCGAGGUUCCUCCGCAAGACGCGCGAAACCCUGCAGAGAGAGCAUCAGGACAAGCUGACGAAGCAACAAGAGGAGGAGAAGAAGCGUCUUGAGGAGGAGAUGCUGAAAGAGAAAAAGGAAGAGCCGAUUUACGACGAGAAUCUCGCGCUGGUCGUGCGUCCUGGCAAGAAGUCAAAGCUCCCAAAGGUCUCGGUGGCGAUCGACGCCACACCCGCGACGAGGACGGAAUCGAUUCUGAACCAGGUGCCAAUCGAGCUGACGAAGAGCGCCGAGCCCUCCGACGAGUCGUUCGAGAGAGGCUUCGAGUUUCAGACCGUUCCUCAGGUGGUUGUCAUCGAGCACCAUCACUCGAAGAGCGAUCCGUUGCCAAUGGAAAACGUCAUAAGAAACGUGAAACCAAACUUUUCCACGCCUAGGAUCUACGAGUCGGAUUCAGGUAGCGCUAGCAGCCUGUACGCGAAGAUUAACCCGAAAUUGAAAUCCAGGCUGCCUCGUUUGGAACUGGGCGUGAAUCCAGAGGCAUCCGUUGCAGACGAGGCGGAGGAGAUUUACAUAAAGACGGGACCGAAGCUGACCACUUUCGGCGCCAACAGUCCGCCGCCUUGCGACAUAAACGUAACCUGCAGAGAGCCCGUGGUGGAAAGGAACUGUAUCAGUCCUGAAGAGGCUCUACGGACAAUCAAACGCAGGAACUACCCGAAAGUCCUUCCAGACAUCGAGAAAAGGCGAUCGCUGCCAGCACCUAGCAGUCUGUUCGCGCCCAAACAAUACGUCCAUUCGUUGAGGGACUACAGAGGUGGGCUGCAUUCGUCCUCGUCCACCCAUCAUCCUCCCCAACCUCCUCCAAGGAUAUUCGGGCCGUCUAAGAGUCUGGAAUUCGCGGAAGAGAGCGAGAAUCACGACGAGGGAGAGUCAGUGACUACUAAUCUCCACGUGGGGCCGUUGCUGAGGAGACAGGAUGGCUCAACGAAAAACAACUCCGAUCCUAGUAUCAUAGACUCCCUCGACGAGAGGAUAGACAGGACAAACAGGUCCCAAGCUGGUGGUAGCGUCGACACCAUUUACUCGAACCCCAUGUGUCCUGUUCAUGGGAUAGGCCAACCGAUUUCUCAGAGCAUGGACAAGAACAUUGGGCAUCCUACGACUCUGCUGGAGACAGGGAUGGGGAACCCGAAUUGGUACAAGUCGCCUUCGUCUGGGAACGAAGCGGCGAUGACCAGCGCGUUGUCAGAGCCAAAGAUUAUUGGGAGGGAGACGAGUAAUCAUUCUCAAUUCGGUGGCUCCAACUGGGACACCAGAGUCCCAGGCAUGGAACCCAGGAUAGUGAUCACUCCAAGGGUUGGAAAUCUGCUGGGUCAAGCGAAUCAAAACCUGAGUCAGACAGUGAUGAACUUGACACGUGCAUUCUCUGACGAAAGGGAGCCUAUACCAGGUCCUGUGUACGAUUCAACCCCUACGAUCGGUCCACGUUCGACCGCCAGGUCCAAUCCUGGAUCAGCAGAGCAGCUGGAGACGGAUCCCCUUACCAGGUGCAUCUCUCCAGACUCCAGACUGCCCAUCAACACGGAGAGAAAGGAACCAAGGAUUAUUAUUACUCCUAGAGAUCCAAAGGGAUCUUCAUCGAAUCUGAAGCAGCCCAAGAUCAUCAUCAAACCCACGUCCACCCUGCAGAGGACCAGGGACAACAGGAACAUACCCAAAGUCUCAGCCAUCCCCUCCCCAGAGGCUCAGUGCUCUCAGAGCUCUCUCGAUCAGAGGGAGAAGCCUCCCCUCAAGGAGAAACCGAAGAUCACGAGGAUCCCUUCGAUUUCCAGACGUCUGGAGGACUCAUCCAGCGGAAUCGAGAAGCCAACAGCCCCUGUGUACGCCGAGAAAACAGAAAUUGUCCAGAGGGUGGAGGCUGUACCAAGCAAGGUCCCAUACGCACCAGCAGCUGGCGAUGGGAAGUCCAGCAUUCCAACUUUCCUGAGGAGGGACCCUGAAAUGUCGUCCAGCACGGACUCCAGCAACGGAAAUUCCAAUACGGGGACGAUCAAGAAGAAGCCUGUCAACAGAAAAUAAACUUCACUGAUGGAUCCGGAUUUUUUGUUGAAGCCACGUGGUUCGUGCAAGCGUCGACGAGUGAAGUCGACUGGCGAGAAAAAUGAGUUUGGCGGGAUCUGGCGAGGAUCGUUUAGGUUUUAGGACGAUGAAAAUUGGCUUGCUGGGACUGGUAUUACCUGACGUUCAGAUCCCUUGAAUUAUGAACAGUCUAAGCGUUAUGAAUUGCCAGGCGUCCCGAGGAAAAAAACGUGAACGAAAUAAUAGAGCGGGAUCAGCUUUGUGUUUAAUUAAUACUGGCACGUAACAGGGGGAAUAACAUGUUUGGUGGAGGUUGUUCUUGUCGUUGAUAAAAAUAUGACGACGUACCCGUGACGAAUGGACGUGUUUUGUUUUUAUCAAAUUUAUCCAAUUUCCUGGAAAAUGGAGACGCGUGGAAACGGAUUAUACGCUUGAUAUGUUUGAAGGUUUCGUUCGAAUCGGACCAGUUUAUUUUUCAAUUAGAGCGGAAGCUAUUCUUUAUUUAUUUACGCCAUAAGUAAAAUGGAUGAUAAAAUUCACCUACUAUUUUAGGCAGAUGAUCAAAGGCGAUAUGACAGUUCUUACAAUUCCAGAUUGUGUAAAUAAUUUACUCACGAAUACUUCAUGGUCUUUAAACAGAUCUGUAGAAAACACCUUUUUGUACUCUUGAAAGUAGUAAAAACACUUUAAGCUUUUGUACUAACAUUGGAUAAAACUUCUUCGCCGACUAUUCGUUCAUAACCCGUCAAGACUGUACUCACGUAUGCGUUAAGUAUUAGUUCCUUAUCUACCUUAUCUCGUGCAAUUUUUCUACUCUUGUAUGACCGUUGAUAUAAAUUAAUUUUAAGCACAAUCGCAAUUUACCCAUACACUUUAAUUGUACUCGCACCGCCUGGAGACGUCCACGAUAGUUUUGUACGUUUGUUAGCUUGUACUUGACUGAA